Molecule: messenger RNA, 183 nt
Organism: Prorocentrum cordatum
Lineage: Eukaryota; Dinophyceae; Prorocentrales; Prorocentraceae
Source: the annotation of a GenBank genome assembly
GGGCGAAACUUGGACAAAUCGUGGGUCGAUGUCGUGAAGAAGCGCGUGCACUUCGUUGGUCUCCCUUCGCUUGUCAUGAUCAGCCCUUGUUGUGGCGUGGAAACACCGCUGUUGGCCCUCGCCGAACUCGGCAUCAAGUGCAAGAGUUACGCGUGGGACAUCGAUGAACACUUGAGGGCCACG